AUGUCCAAGAAAGACCAGCUCUAUGACAAGUGCGCCGAGCGCCCGCCCGAAACCAUCUUCUACCAGGAGGACCUGUCGCUGUUCAAUAUUGCCAAGGAUGUCGAGGAGCUGGCUGGUAUCUGCCAGGAGCUCGUCGACGCCCACCUGUUCGAGCUGCUGGAAAUGGGCCACCACAGCUGGGACCGCGUGCUAUGUUGGAGGCUGCGCUCCCGCGAAGAUGCCACAAAGCUUCGUGGCAUGGACCCGAACGAGCGCCUGGUCUACUCGCACAUCUCGUCGGCCGACAACCAGGGCAUGUGGACGCGCACCAUCAAGGCCAAGACAAACUUCCACCAGACCGUCAUCAACAAGGCCCUGAAGUCGCUCGAGGGCAAGCGUCUGGUCAAGUCCAUCACCUCGGUGAAGCAUCCGGGCCGCAAGAUCUACAUGCUGGCCCACCUCACGCCCUCUGAGGAUGUCAGCGGUGGCCCUUGGCACACCGAUGGCGAGCUGGACAUCGAGCUCAUCGAGCAAAUAUCGGACGUCAUCCUCGACUUCGUGGAGCGGGAAAGUUGGGUCGAGCAAAAGCCCCACCACGUCUCCAAAGCCGACAUCAGGAGGAAGAAGGAGCAAGCCCAGCGCGGCGCCCACAGCGCCGUCCCCGAGGCUCCCAAAUACCGCCCCGCUCUUGGCCGCAACGGCGGUCUCUUGCUCCCCCACUCGCCCGGCUACCGCAACUACCCGACCGCUUCUUCCAUCCUCGAGUUCAUCGAGAAGUCCGGCGUCAUCGAGGGCGUCGUCAUCCGCGAGAUGGAUCUGCGCUCUCUGCUCGACAACAUGGUCUUUGACGGCAAGAUCGAGCGGAUGGGUGCCAUGGGAUACCGCAGCGUACGCGGCGCCAUGGAGGCUGCCAACGACGCCGAGCUGGCCCAGGGUUACGGCAAUGGCCUGUCGCAGGCACCCUGCGGCCGCUGCCCUGUUUUCAAUCUGUGCGAAGAGGGCGGCCCCGUCAGUGCCAGCAACUGCGAGUACUUUGAGGAGUGGCUCAAGGCGACUUCGUAG
This is a messenger RNA of Diplodia corticola, 1041 nucleotides long. RefSeq names its product dna-directed rna polymerase iii subunit rpc34. Gene Ontology annotation, biological process: transcription by RNA polymerase III. The record is from RefSeq and is a predicted model, not a curated record. NCBI's taxonomy places the organism in Eukaryota, Fungi, Ascomycota, Dothideomycetes, Botryosphaeriales, Botryosphaeriaceae. The transcript has 2 exons. Gene Ontology annotation, cellular component: RNA polymerase III complex. Bases 1 to 1041 code for a protein of 346 amino acids.